Bufo gargarizans (Asiatic toad) is the source of this 2340-nucleotide messenger RNA. RefSeq names its product tubulin tyrosine ligase like 12 (gene TTLL12). Gene Ontology annotation, biological process: protein modification process. The transcript has 14 exons. Bases 11 to 1939 code for a protein of 642 amino acids. NCBI's taxonomy places the organism in Eukaryota, Metazoa, Chordata, Amphibia, Anura, Bufonidae. The record is from RefSeq and is a predicted model, not a curated record.
CCCCUCCCGCAUGCUCAGUGCUCCAGUGUCAGACAGCAUGGCCGAGCCCGGCUCCCAGCAGCAGGAUGAGGGUUACUCUCAGUUCGUGGCCUUGCACCAGGCGGCUCUCCUGGCAUCGGGGGUCCCGCAGUUUUACUGGCCGAGCCUGCACCGGAAGAUAGAAGGAGAGCUCUUUGAUGCUGGGGAAAUGUUUGGAAUAAUGCAGGUGGAAGAGGCUGAGGAGGAAGAGGAGGAGGAGGAACGGGCAGAAAUUGAAAGAGAACUGAAAAAGAAACCAAACCCUGGAACAGAACCAUCUUUUAAAGUAAUUGUCACCAAUGAGCACGGGCUGAGCGCCACUGACCCUAACUGCAUUUUUCUUAUUGACCACGCAUGGACAUACCGUGUGGAGCAUGCUCGGCACCAGCUAAUAGAAGUUCCUGGCCUCCUUCAUCGUAUGGCCAACCUCAUGGGCAUUGAGUUUCAUGGAGAAGCUCCAGAUGCGGACGUGGUGGAGUUUGUUCUGAAGGAAAUGUGGAAAUAUAACCAGACGUAUCGGCUUUCACAUGAGACCGCAGAGGAGAAAGUUCCAGUCUGGUAUAUAAUGGACGAAUUUGGGUCUAGAAUUCAGCACUCAGAUGAGCCAACAUUUGGAACUGCUCCGUUUUACUACAUCCCCCAUCAGCUAGCAUACACCAUACUGUGGCCCCUCAGGGACAUGAGCAAUGGAGAGGAAGUAUCCCGUGAUUAUGCUUAUGGAGAGACCAAUCCUUUGAUACGGAGCUGUCUGCUUUUACCUUGGCAGCCUGUGGAUCUUGCCCACAUUAAUCACCAAACACCGGAACCCUCUGAGGCCCAUUAUCAGGCUAUUUUUUCUGAGAAUAAAGAGUCUCUGCCUCUUCCUGUGGAGCCUCCAUUACAUGACAAGAGUAAAAUUUUUAAAGUUUACACAGAUAUGCAGCAAGUGCUAAAUGGUGUGAACCACCAUCGAUUUGCAUUCACAGACAACGAGAAAGAAGCUGACAUUCUCUUCAACUUCUCCCAUUUCAAAGAUUACAAGACACUCAGCACAGAGAGACCUCAUGUCCUACUCAAUCAGUUCCCUUGUGAGAAUCUUUUGACUGUAAAGGAUUGCCUCGCGUCCAUCUCUAGGAGGAUUCGAGGACCAAAAGGUCCAAAAUGGCUGCCACGUACCUUUAAUCUGAAGACAGAGCUCCCGCACUUUAUCAGCUACUACAAACAGCGUGAGGAAAGAGGGGAAGACAAUCACUGGAUCUGUAAGCCGUGGAACCUUGCCCGUAGUCUGGACACGCAUGUCACAACCAACUUGUCUUACAUCAUACGACAGAGGGAGAGCACUCCAAAGGUUGUGUCCAAAUACAUAGAGAAUCCAGUACUUUUUUAUCGGGAUGAUGUUGGGAUGGUGAAAUUUGACAUCCGUUAUGUGGUACUUCUCCGCUCCGUACGACCCCUCAAGGUCUAUGUCUACAAUGUCUUCUGGCUUAGAUUUGCUAACAGGCCAUUCACACUCGAUGACUUGGAUGACUAUGAGAAGCACUUCACUGUCAUGAAUUAUGCUUCCAAAGUGCAACUGAAGCAGAUUCAUUGUGAAGAAUUUAUUACCAUGUUCGAGAAGCAGUAUCCUGAAUAUCCCUGGAAGUCUAUCGAGAAUGAAUUAUUUAAAACCUUUGGAGAACUAUUUCAAGCAGCAACCUCCAAGCCUGCCCCACUUGGGAUCUGCGAUUACCAGUCAUCCCGAGCCAUCUAUGCUAUAGACCUGAUGCUGAAGUGGGACACCGACAGUGACGGAAAGCGGGUGAUGCAACCACAGAUUUUAGAAGUGAACUUUAACCCCGACUGCACCAGGGCCUGCAAGUACCAUCCAACUUUUUUCAAUGAUGUCUUCAGCACACUGUUCUUAGACGAAACAGACAAUUGCCAUGUAACCCCCAUCCUUUAAUGAUGUUUAAGCUGCUAGAUGCUUUAAUUGGAAAUUAGCUUCCUGGACUUCAUACAACCAGCAAAACCUAUAUAUCCGUAAUAUGCGUCACAUCAUAAUGCUAUUGUAUAUAUCGCUAUACAGCUUAUAUGAAUAUCAAGAUAUUACUGCUUUUUUAAAGGGGUUGGCUUUUCUUUCCAGAUGCAAUGCACAUCUUGUCUAUAGGCUGUGUCUGGUAUUGUAGACCAGCCUAAUUCACUGCAAUACUAGACACAGCCUGUGGACAAUAGGGGCACUGUUUAGGGUACUUUUACACUAGCGUUUUUGUUUUCCGGUAUUGAGUUCCGUCCUAGGGGCUCAAUACCGGAAAAAAAUUAUCCUAAUGCAUUCUGAAUGGAGAGCAUUCCGUUCAGGAUGCAUCA